This is a messenger RNA of Peronospora farinosa, 1314 nucleotides long. Lineage: Eukaryota; Oomycota; Peronosporomycetes; Peronosporales; Peronosporaceae. The record is from the annotation of a GenBank genome assembly.
AUGACACGUGUAACUCUUAACAUCGGUCUUUUCGGCUGUGGCACCGUAGGUGGCGGUGUCUUUGACCUCCUUCAUAGCCCCUCACGACGUCAAACAUUCCAACGAAUGGGCGUAAAGGCGCUCGUGUCCAAGAUCUGUGUCCAGAACAUGAGCAAAGAUCGGCAAUUGAGUCACUUCUCGGCUUCGGAGACCAAGUUUACAAGCAAUUACAGUGAUAUUCUUGACGAUCAAGACAUUAACUGCAUUGUAGAGCUCAUGGGCGGCAUUGAGGAUGCAAAACACGUGGUUUUUGGUGCCAUUAAGGCCGGGAAACACGUGAUCACAGCCAAUAAGGCACUUGUGGCGAAUUUUAUGCCCGAAAUCGUCCAAUUGUUACAAGAUCACCCGGAUGUUCGCUUUGGUUAUGAAGCGGCAGUAGCCGGUGGAAUUCCCAUCAUCCACACAUUGCAGGAUGCAUACAAUAGUGACACUAUCACAGAAAUUGCAGGUAUUAUGAAUGGUACUACCAAUUACAUGUUGUCGAAAAUGGAGACUGAAGGUGUGGCAUACGAUGUCGUACUUAAGGAGGCACAGGAUUUAGGAUAUGCUGAAGCUAAUCCUAGUGCUGAUGUAGAUGGCUACGAUGUUCAAAGCAAGAUUUCCAUCUUGGCAAAGUUGGGCUUUGGUGGUGUUGUGAAACCGGGGGAUGUCCCGACUGUAGGUAUCUCACGCAUCACUUCUGCUGACUUUGAGUAUGCCAAGAUGAUGGACAGUACGAUCAAGUUGCUGGGUGUUGCCAACUUGUUGAAACCUGCUGAUGAAAAGACAAAAACACCUCAGCAAGUGGCAGUUUACGUGUCGCCUGUUGUUAUUAAUCGUAACAACGUCAUUGCGAGCAUCAGUGGAGCGACAAAUUUGGUGAAUGUACGCUCGGAUAAUCUGGACAGCAGCGCAUACGUCGGUCCGGGUGCUGGACGUUUCCCAACAGCUAACUCGGUCAUGAAUGACAUUAUUCAAUUGGCGCGCGGUGACGCCCCACUUUACCCGUUCAAAGAAUCAGUGCCGCUAAUACUGCAAACUGACUACGAGGCGCACUUUUACGUGCGUAUUACAAUUAAGGAUGGCUUGGGCGUUAUUCGCCACGUGGGUCAGAUCGCUGAGGAGAGCGGUGUGUCCAUCUACUCGAUCCUGCAGGCGCCAAUCGUCGAUCGUGCCAAGGUGCAGUUUGUCGUCACCACGGAUACGUCGGUGUUGUCCAAGGUACGCUUGAUGUGCAAGAAGAUUGCCGAGCUGCCUUUCGUCCAGGAAGAGCCGCUAUUCCUGCCGAUAAUGUAA